AUGGUUCCGCGGGGGGCGGUGACAGCGAGGGGGGAGCGCGGCCCCUUUAAGAGCAGCGCCGCCAUGAUCUGCCUGGUGCUGGGGCUCUUCGCCGGCCUCUUCCACAAUGCCCUCGGCGGGGUCCAUGAACGAACCUUCGUGGCCAUCAAACCGGACGGGGUGCAGCGGCGCCUGGUGGGGGAGAUCAUCCGGCGCUUCGAGAGGAAGGGGCUGCAGCUGGUGGGGAUGAAGCUGCUGCAGGCCUCGGAGGAGCUGCUGAAGGAACACUACAGCGCCCUGCGGGACCGGCCCUUCUACGGCCGCCUGGUGAAGUACAUGAGCUCCGGGCCCAUCGUGGCCAUGGUCUGGCAGGGCCUGGAUGUGGUGAAAACCGUUCGCUCCAUGAUCGGGGAGACCAACCCAGCUGAGUCCAGGCCUGGCACCAUCCGAGGAGACUUCUGUGUUGAAGUUGGCAAGAACGUGAUCCAUGGCAGUGACUCAGUGGAGAGCGCCCAGCAGGAGAUCUCGCUGUGGUUCCGGCCCGAGGAGCUGCCGUGCUGGGAGGACACGGCUGCACACUGGAUCUACGAGUGAGCAGCAGGCCCAGGGCAGCUCAUCCUCCUGCUGGGACACAGCACAUUUCCAUCCAUCUCCUGGCAGCUGCUGGGCUGGCUGCAGAUCCUCUGUGGGAUUCCUCUUCUGCCUGUGGAUGCUGGGAGCUGGGCUGUGUGUGGAACUCUGCUCCAUCUCCUGCCAAGGGCAGCUCUUUGUUUUUUUUCUCUCUCUGCUCUAGUAAGUAGUUGGUGUUGUUGCUCUGUUUGCUGCAGCAUCUUAAAUCCCAAGUAGCUCAAGCUGAUUAAUUGUAGCAAAACUUGGGCUCUUGGCUCAUUCCUGGGUGUUCUCAUCCCUGCCUGGAGCAGGAGAAUGUGUUUUCCUUGCUGCUGGGAGAGGUGCUGGUCACAAGGUGAUGGGCUUGACAAUUUACCUGCUUUUCUAGAAGGCUUUUCACCAAAGGCUCUUAAAAAAUCAGGCUGAUGUCGGAUAAGGGAGCAAAUUCUCAGUUUGGAGUUCAUUCCAAGACAAGGAAUGAAGGAUGGGACAGUUCUCUCUCCCUUGGUGGGAGCCCUGGGUGCUGGGCUGGCAGAGCUCACCCAGUUUCUGAUGUGAUGAGUGAGUCCAUGGAAGGAAGAUUCUCCAAAUGCUGCUAAACACACAAUUCCUCAGGCUCUGCUUCCUGGGCUGUGGCUGUGAGUGGGAAGCAGCUCCUUCAGGUCUGCUCUGGUUCUCUGGGGCCAGAAAGACACAGAAACAGCCUGACCCUGCAUGGCCCUGACCCAGCCUGACACCAGCCUGUCCCUCCCUGGUCACUGAUGUGAGGCAGCAGCCACAGGAACAGAAGGGGGAGAGGGGGCAGGGAAGGGUUUGUGGAUCUGGG
Molecule: messenger RNA, 1414 nt
Organism: Melozone crissalis (California towhee)
Lineage: Eukaryota; Metazoa; Chordata; Aves; Passeriformes; Passerellidae
Product: nucleoside diphosphate kinase 3-like
Exons: 5
Coding region: 1-573 (190 amino acids)
Biological process (GO): CTP biosynthetic process; GTP biosynthetic process; UTP biosynthetic process
Molecular function (GO): nucleoside diphosphate kinase activity
Source: RefSeq, a predicted model, not a curated record